Messenger RNA from Danio rerio (zebrafish), 2483 nucleotides. It is a transcript of the gene eeig1b, whose product is annotated as estrogen-induced osteoclastogenesis regulator 1b. Lineage: Eukaryota; Metazoa; Chordata; Actinopteri; Cypriniformes; Danionidae. The record is from RefSeq and is marked provisional.
AGUCAGCUUUUCACUCAACGCCAAUCAGUUGAUUUUGAUACGGUUAACGUAAACUCUGGUUAGUAGUAAUUAUAUGAUGGGACGUUUUCUAAGUCAUCCCGUCCACUGAUUCCUGUUCUGGCUGCCACAUGAAAACGGCUCGUCGACUCGAGACUGUAGCUUUCUCACAGUGCUGCCCAAUAAAGUGCUUUUAAGAGAUGCUGAACCAAAGCACAUUCAUUGAGGACUUUCAAGCACCAGAUUAAAGGAAACGCAGCCUGAAUUUGUCUACCUCCAUCUUCAGUUAUCCACAGUCUCAGAAGAAAAAAAACAUGGCGUUUUUAAUGAAAAAGAAGAAGUUCAAGUUUCAGAUACACUUCACCCUGGAGGAGCUCACGGCUGUGCCGUUUGUGAAUGGGAUGCUCUUCUGCAAAAUCAGACUGUUGGAUGGUGGAGACUUUUCCAUUUCUUCAUCCAGGCAGGAGGUUCAGGAGAACUGUGUUCGCUGGCGAAAGAAGUUUUCCUUUGUGUGUAAAAUGAGUGCCAGUCCUGCCACAGGGGUCCUGGAUCCCUGCAUUUGCCGAGUGUCUGUGCGUAAGGAACUGAAAGGUGGAAAGGCUUUUUCAAAGCUGGGCUUUGCUGACCUCAACUUGGCGGAGUUUGCUGGUUCAGGCUCCACUGUUCGCUGCUGUAUACUGGAGGGCUACGACACAAAGAACACUCGACAAGACAACUCCAUACUCAAGGUUACCAUUGGCAUGACUUUGCUCUCUGGAGAUCCCUGCUUCAAAACGCCUGUGAGCACAGCUAAGACCAUUGCCAUGGCUGGCCAGGACCCCUCUCUGCAGCUGGACCGCAAGGGAGAGGGCACCGCUGACCACCCUGUGCCAACCCUCAGCCGCAACACUCGCAGAUCAAUCAAAAGCAGGACCCCGCUGAACAACUCUGGAGGCCUUCAGGAGGGAUUGGAGGAGAACCUGUCCAGUCCUGAUGAAGUGUUUCACAAUGGACACUCACGAAACUCCAGCUUUGCCAGCCAACAGAGCAAAAUCUCAGGCUGCAGCGCAGAGCACUCACACUCCUCCAGCCUGACAGAUCUGUCCCAGCACCGGCGCAACACCUCCACCAGCAGCAGCAACACAUCAGGAGGCACGUCUACAACUGUGGAGAGCCCAGCAGACCAAGAGAAAGAGCUGCUGAAACCAGAAAGACCCCCUCGGCCCCCACGACCCACUCUGCCCCUAAACAGACUCUCAAGGAGGAAGAAGGACUCUGUAGAAAAUCAUCCCACAUGGGUUGACGACACGCGCAUCGAUGCAGAUGAUAUUGUGGAGAAGAUUGUCCAGAGUCAAAACUUUGCCGAUGUCAGCAACAAUGAAGACAGCAAUUUAACACUGUUUAUCAGCAGAGAUGGGACCACAGCAUUGAGUGGCAUCCAGCUUGUCAACAGGGUGUCUGCAGGUGUUUUUGAACCGGUGGUGAUCGAGAGCCAUUAGAUCUGCAGUGUUAGUGGUCACUCUCUUGCACAGCCACUGCCUUUUUUUGUUUUUUUUAAUGAUGGAGAAAGCAAGACAAGGACUGGACUUCACAACUCGCCCCUCUUAUAAGAGUCUGACAUUUUACUCGUAUAUUAUUACAACCCUUACAUACUGAUCAUGCAGUACAAUUACUGACAAAAAUGUCUUGGGAAUUUUUUCGAAAAAGUUCAUUGUCCUUAGAAUUAUUUUACAGAAGAUUCUGAGAGAACAAACUACUUGAAAUGCCUUAAGAAGUGAGGCAGGAUGGGGAGCUUAAGUCGAACACUGUGAAAUAUGAGGGAAGUCCAAAGGAUUUAGACUGAAAAUUAAGUUCAUAGUUUUAUUGAAAUUUUAUUUCAUGUUUGAAAGUGGGAAGUCUUAAUGUCUUAAGUUAGUUUUUUAAGCAUUUACACCCCUAUUAUAUACAAACCACUGAGUUUAGUCAGUAAGCAGCCCUUUAACGUGUGAGGAAUGUUGAUUAAGUAUGUAUGGCUGGCCAUAUAAACAUUCUGAGGCAAAGAAAAAACAGUUCCUCCAUGUGACCAUUUUCAGUAUCUCAUUGCUUGUGCUUGUUCAUCAGAGUUGGGCAGUGGUUUGCUUACAUAUUUCCCAGCUGGACUGGUGAACAUGAAAUACAUUAAUAUACUGUAUCUCCCCCCUUCCUUUUUUCCCCCUCUUUCUCUUUACUCUUUAAGAUUUGAAGUUUAAUACAAACUUCGUCUUUCCAACUUUCUGUUUUCCUUUUUAAGUUUUGCAUUUUGCUGCUGGUUUCAGUUUAGAAAAAUCGUGUGACUAUGACUUUGUCUCUGGCAGCACUGCAAUGCAUGCAACACAGCACAACAGGCCAUUUGUGGUGUUUGUUUGCUAGGGUUUUGUCACAGUCAGAUCAGAUGCCAGUGAGAUCCUGCAUUGUGUGGCUAUAAUGGGGUCUAAUGAAAUAAUUUUUUAAAACUUUUUUAGAUUUCCCCUUUUAAGUUAAACAAAAAA